Darwinula stevensoni is the source of this 2847-nucleotide messenger RNA. The record is from the annotation of a GenBank genome assembly. NCBI's taxonomy places the organism in Eukaryota, Metazoa, Arthropoda, Ostracoda, Podocopida, Darwinulidae.
AUGGCUAUGUGGAAGCACUGGAGGAACGCUGCAAGCCUUAUUCUUGGCUGGAAGAGAAGACCAGAUGUUGAUAAGCUGAAGGCAGUUGAAAAAAUACUGUUGGUCCAACGUGGUGCUAGCAGUGACUUCAUGGCUAAGGCUCAUGUCUUUCCUGGAGGAGUCAUCUCUUCUGCAGAUUUCGAUCCAGAGUGGAAAAAGCUAUUUCACUCUUCAGAUUCUGCUAUUGAGGCUCUCAUUAAAUCUGAUGAGAGGCAGUAUGCAUUCCCUAUGUAUGAAGAAUAUAAGAGUCAAGGCAUCCAAAGACCAGGACUGGCCUUGAGGAUCUGUGCACUCCGAGAGACUUUUGAGGAAACAGGGAUUUUCUUGGGAAGGGCUAUUGAUUCUCAAUCACCAGUAAUCUUGAGUGGUUCUGAUGUUGGUGAUUGGCCAGACAAAGUAGCUCAACAAGCAGAUAAAUUCCUGGAAUUCUGCCUCAGCUACAAAUACUUGCCAGAUGUGCUUAACUUGCAACAAUGGACAAAUUGGCUGACACCCAGGGACAGGAAAACAAGGCAUGAUGCCAUGUUUUUUUCAAUGACCAUAUCAUCGGAGGAACCACCAACUGUGAUAGUGGACUCCCAUGAGCUCACUAGCUUCAAGUGGCUUACUGCAUUAGAGGCUUUGGAACUACAUGAUAAGUUGGAAUGCAUGCUUACUGGUUCACAGUAUUAUGAACUUUUUGAAAUAUCCAGAUAUGGGAUGCCAGGAAACGAUGCAUCAAAGCAGGAUCUAGUAAAAAAACGUAAGAUGCGAUGGAUGCCAGUCAAGUUUAACGCAACCAACGGUUCAAUUGCAGUGCUUCCUGGGGAUUCCAUGUAUCCAGAAGUACCUGAUCUCACUGGAGAUAAACCAAUUCCAAGUGUUGAGAAUUCUAUUGAAGAGCUGCGGUCUCAAAGUUCAAAGUUGCAUAGGUUUGAAAGCACAGCCAUGUUAAAGCACUGGAAGAAUGCUGCGUGCCUUAUUCUUGGCUGGAAGAGAAGACCAGAUGUUGAUAAGCUGAAGGCAGUUGAAAAAAUCCUGUUGGUCCAACGUAGUGCUGGGAUCAAGGAUAUGCCUCAGGGUCAAGUAUUCCCUGGAGGAAUUGUGUCUUCUGCAGAUUUUAAUCCAGAGUGGAAAAAGCUCUUUCACUCUUCAGAUUCUGCUAUUGAGACUCUCAUUAAGUCUGAGGAGAGGCAGUAUGGAUUCCCUAUGUAUGAAGAAUAUAAGAGUCAAGGCAUCCAAAGACCAGGACUGGCCUUGAGGAUCUGUGCACUCCGAGAGACUUUUGAGGAAACAGGGAUUUUCUUGGGAAGGGCUAUUGAUUCUCAGUCACCAGUGAUCCUGAGUGGUUCUGAUGUUGGUGAUUGGCCAGACAAAGUAGCUCAACAAGCAGAUAAAUUCCUGGAAUUCUGCCUCAGCUACAAAUACUUGCCAAAUCACUGGAAGAAUGCUGCAAGCCUUAUUCUUGGCUGGAAGAGAAAACCAGACAUUGAGAAGCUGAAGACAGUUGAAAAAAUCCUGUUGGUCCAACGUAGUGCUGGUAGUGAAUUCAUGGCUAAUGCUCAUGUCUUCCCUGGAGGAGUCAUCUCUUCUGCAGAUUUCGAUCCAGAGUGGAAAAAGCUCUUUCACUCUUCAGAUUCUGCUAUUGAGGCUCUCAUUAAAUCUGAUGAGAGGCAGUAUGCAUUCCCUCUGUAUGAAGAAUUUAAGAGUCAAGGCAUCCAAAGACCAGGACUGGCCUUGAGGAUCUGUGCACUCCGAGAGACUUUUGAGGAAACAGGGAUUUUCUUGGGAAGGGCUAUUGAUUCUCAGUCACCAGUGAUCCUGAGUGGUUCUGAUGUUGGCGAUUGGCCUAAGAAAGUAGCUCAACAAGCAGAUAAAUUCCUAGAAUUCUGCCUCAGCUACAAAUACUUGCCAGAUGUGCUUAACUUGCAACAAUGGACAAAUUGGCUGACACCCAGUGACAUGAAAAAAAGAUAUGAUACCAUGUUUUUUUCAAUGACCAUAUCAUCAGAGGAACCACCAACUGUGAUUAAGGACUCUCAUGAAAUUACUAGCUUCAAGUGGCUUACUCCAUUAGAGGCUUUGGAACUGUAUUAUAAGUCUGAAUUCUGGCUUGCUCCUCCACAGUAUUAUGAACUUCUUGAAAUGACCAGAUGUGGAAUGCCAGGAAAUGAUGCAUCAAAGCAGGAUCUAGUGAAAAAACGUAAGAUGCGAUGGCUGCCAGUCAGGAUUAAUACAACCAGUGGCGUCAUUGUAGUGCUUCCUGGGGAUUCCUUGUAUCCAGAAGUACCUGAUCUCACUGGAGAUAAACCUGUUGCAAGUGUUGAGAAUUCUAUUGAAGAGCUGCGGUCUCAAAGUUCUCAGUUGCACAGGCUCGAAAUGACGAUGGUGAUCCUGGAAGAUAUGGAGAGACUGAACAACUUGGCUAGCAUGGAUGGAUCCAGUCCUGAUGAUAUCUGCAAAUGCUUGGAGAAACUAAAAGGGAAGAAACCCUCCAAAGACAUUCUGUUACGAACAGGAACUGGAGUGAAAAAAAAAGACAAGGCAUGGUAUGAUUCAUACCAUUGUCAUAACGUCGGCCCCUCUUCCCACGACCAGUUGUGGAACCAACACCAGAUGGAUGAGCAUAAGUAUGAACCCGAUGUCGUCGGGUUCGGAUACGAGGGGUUGAUGGGAUGUAGAGGAGCUCUGACUCAGCAUCCCCAUCCUCCGACUCCAACCUCAGGAUACACAGAUCCCAUUGUGCAUCCUACCAUUGCUAUCCAUUUCAAGACAGCAAAUUUGGAUAAGGCUCACAGUUCUGGUGGAAUCGGAUCAGGAUCCACCUGA